Prionailurus viverrinus (fishing cat) is the source of this 3806-nucleotide messenger RNA. RefSeq names its product glucocorticoid modulatory element binding protein 2 (gene GMEB2). Bases 186 to 1799 code for a protein of 537 amino acids. Gene Ontology annotation, biological process: positive regulation of transcription by RNA polymerase II. Gene Ontology annotation, molecular function: DNA-binding transcription activator activity, RNA polymerase II-specific; RNA polymerase II cis-regulatory region sequence-specific DNA binding. Gene Ontology annotation, cellular component: nucleus. The record is from RefSeq and is a predicted model, not a curated record. NCBI's taxonomy places the organism in Eukaryota, Metazoa, Chordata, Mammalia, Carnivora, Felidae. The transcript is spliced from 10 exons.
CGCCGCCGCCGCCGCCGCCGCCGAAUCCCCAACAAGGAGCGGAGCCCGCGGCCGCCACCGCCGCCGCCCUCCUGACGCCGCCGCCGCCGCCCGUCCGCCGGCGCCCGCGCAGGCCCGGCCGCGGCCCAGGGCUUGGGACCCUGGCGAAGGACCGUGUCGGUCCCGGCGUCUUCUCCUGCUGAGCCAUGGCAACCCCGGAUGUGAGCGUCCACAUGGAGGAGGUGGUGGUGGUGACGACGCCGGACACGGCGGUGGAUGGCAGCGGCGUGGAGGAGGUGAAGACUGUGCUGGUGACGACCAACCUGGCUCCUCACGGGGGCGACCUGGCGGAAGACAGUAUGGAGACGGAAAAUGCAGCGGCGGCUGCCGCGGCCGCGUUCACAGCAUCCUCGCAGCUCAAGGAGGCCGUGUUAGAAGUGAAGGUGGCUGAAGAGGAGGAGGGCCUGGAGGCUGAAAUCGUGUACCCCAUUACCUGCGGGGACAGCAGGGCCAACCUGAUCUGGAGGAAGUUUGUGUGUCCGGGCAUCAAUGUGAAGUGUGUUCAGUAUGACGAGCACGUGAUCAGCCCAAAGGAGUUUGUGCACCUGGCUGGCAAGUCCACGCUGAAGGACUGGAAGAGGGCCAUCCGGAUGAACGGCAUCAUGCUCAGGAAGAUCAUGGACUCUGGGGAGCUGGACUUCUAUCAGCACGACAAGGUCUGCUCCAACACCUGCCGCAGCACCAAGAUCGACCUCUCGGGCGCCCGCGUGUCACUGAGCAGCCCCACCUCCGCCGAGUACAUUCCACUCACACCUGCCACGGCCGAUGUGAACGGGUCUCCAGCUACCAUCACCAUAGAGACCUGUGAGGACCCCGGUGACUGGACCACGGCCAUCGCAGAUGACACAUUUUCCUUCUGGCGAGGGCUCAAGGAUGCUGGUCUGCUGGACGAGGUCAUCCAUGAGUUCCACCAGGAGCUGAUGGAGACCAUGAAGGGCCUGCAGCAGCGGGUCCAGGACCCUCCCCUGCAGCUCCGAGAUGCCGUCCUCCUCAACAACAUCGUGCAGAACUUCGGCAUGCUGGACCUGGUGAAGAAGGUGCUGGCCAGCCACAAGUGCCAGAUGGACCGCUCCCGGGAGCAGUACGCCCGGGACCUGGCAGCCCUGGAACAGCAGUGUGAUGAGCACCGACGUCGAGCCAAGGAACUCAAGCACAAAUCUCAGCACCUCAGCAAUGUGCUUAUGACACUCACGCCCGUCUCCCUGCCACCCCCCGCGAAGCGGCCGCGGCUCGCGAGGGCCACGUCUGGGCCGGCCGCCAUCGCCUCGCAGGUGCUCACCCAGUCUGCCCAGAUCGCCCUCAGCCCCGGCGUGCCAGUCUCCCAGCUGACCGGCGUGCCGCUCGGCAAAGUAGUGUCCGCCCUGCCCUCCCCUGCACUGGGCAAGGGGCCCACGCAGGCUGCUCCCGCCGGCUCGCCAGCCUCGCCGCUGCUCGGGGGCUACACGGUGCUGGCCUCGUCGGGUGCCACCUUCCCCAGCACGGUGGAGAUCCACCCGGACGCGUCCAGCCUCACGGUCCUGAGCACGGCCGCCAUGCAGGACGGCAGCACUGUGGUCAAGGUGGUGAGCCCCCUACAGCUGCUCACCCUGCCCGGCCUGGGCCCCACUCUGCAGAACGUGGCUCAGGUGUCGCCGGGGGGCAGCACCAUCGUGACAGUGCCCACAGGGGCCGUCGAGAGCGCCGUGGCCGCCUCGGGCCCCGAGGAGCACACUGCCACCAUCGAGGUGGCCGCCAUGGCGGAAGGCCGUGAGCACAAGUAGACGUGGGUGGAGGACGAGGCCCGCCGUGGGCACAGGGCCGGCCGCCUCUCCUCAGGCCGUGGCCGGGCGGGAGCAUGGUGCCGGCGCCCUGCGGGCCACGUUGGGCUGAACCAAAGAGAGGAAACACCAAAACAGACGGCGAGAAAAAGGGAUCGAACACAACAGACCUGUGCGGUCAGCCCUCCACUCGGAGCCUCCUCCCCCUUCUUUCUUGGGAAAUACAUUUUUCCAUCUGUUGCUUGUUGAUACUGUUUACACGUCAGGCCUGAUGAGGAGCCGGACAGAGAGGAUGAGGAGGCAGAGCCGGGGAGUGGGGUGCGGACUCUGUGGGUGCGAGGGGCCCCUGGGUGGGCCGGAGCCGGCUGGGGGAGGGGGUGUCGCUAACACAUGUCUUGGGAACCGUCCCCAAGUGUGGAAACCCAUGGAUCCUAUGGAUUUGGUUUCUUCCCACAGUUUUCUGUAGGUUUAGUGUGGCCUGGCACCCUGUUCCCCUGUCUCCGGGACAGCGUGGGUGCUGCUGCGGGUCUGCGCGUGGCCCCGGUCUCGGGGUGGGGGGGCUGGGACUGGAGUGUGGACCCAGGGCCCUGACAGCUUGAGUUUGCCAUCUGCCUUGGGGCGAGAACGGGGCAGUACCCCCACCUCCCUCUGCCCGGCAGGUGCUCAGCACCAGGGGCCGUUGCACACGCACUGUGGGUGUUUUUAAGUGAAUUGUUUAGUAGGCUUCUUGCAAGAGUCAAAUUUAUAGCAUUUUCAAACUAAAAAAUGCUGAGUGCCUAGGCUUCCCGAGUUCGCUCUGGGUUCCAGAGUGUUUUGUACAGGACCAUAGGGAUGGCCCGCGGGCGACUGUGCUGGUGGUUCCUGCUGUGAGCUGUCAGCACCAGCAGACCCCCCCCCCCCUCCGACCCGGGGAGUGUGACGGUGGCUGUGCCCCUGGGGCUUUGGUCCCUGGGGGAGCGGGUGGUGGUAGGGUGCAAACAGAAUAAGUCAGGGGCGGAGGAAGAUUUUGGGGGCUUAGUGUCGACCCCUGUGCUCAGUCCGCUGGUGGGGCCACCGUGACAGCUUGGCCCCUGGGCUCCCUGGGACUCCCCUGGCCCCCUGCUGGCUGACACUGGUGCCUGAGGGCACUUGGGAGGCCCAGACUGCCCACGGGCACGGCCACGGCCGCCAUGGGCUGUCAGCAGGUCUGUUUGAGACCCAGGAGGAGGACCAGGCAGGGGUCCCCUGGAAGCCUGGCGCCCUCUCCAUCAGGACCCCACGGCAGGCCCGAGCCUUCAAGUGGCAGGUUCCCGGGCCCCCCCGCCCCCCAACGCUCCAGAUCUGUUGCCUGCUGAAGACCCUUCCUUCUCUAGGGGAAGGCAGGGGGGAACUCCAGAGACAAGCCACUGCCCCACUUUGUGCUUUGAAGGGAACUGGGUUGUGUGUCUGUCCUUCCAUCUGUCAGGUGCCCCAGAACUACCUGAGCGGGUCUUGGCCCCCGAGUCAAGCCACUGGGGUGGUCUUUUUCCAUUUUCUUUCUGUUGCGAACUAGUUUGUUGUUGUCAUGGGUCAGCUGGUGUCUACACUCCUCUCCACUGAGUCCUGACGCCUUCGGCAGUGUGACCCCGCGGGCGUGGGCACAGCCCAGCUAGUCCUGCCCGUCUGCACCAGCUCAGACCACACAGGAAACUAUGUGGCUGAUAAGACCACGGUUUGCUCUUGGAGCCUUUGUCAAAGUCGGGCGUACCCGCCCCCUUUGAAGCUGCCACCCCUGCUCUCAGACCACAGGGCACUGGAGGGAAGUUCACACCAGAGCUUCAGAAAUGACCGCAGCCCCUCCCCCUGCCUGGCACCUGUGCCACCCCGGGAGGGUGCGAGCGCCCCUUCCAGUCCCCUGGGGCCAGAACCGCAGGCUGCUUCUGGGGGGCAGAGUCGGUGCCUGGGGCAGGGAAGCAUCCGGGUUCUACUUUGUACGUUGUUUUGCAAGUAUCUGCUUGGUACUUUGGUUUAAAGUAAAAACAUUUUUCGUAA